AUGGCGAACGCCUCCCCGUCUGAGAAAGACCACCACCGGAGGGAGUCAUCAGGCUCCUAUUCCAAGGCUGAGGUCGAGCAUCAGAGCCGUGGGCCAUCCGUAGACCAGACAGCCAGUGCUACUGAUGAGGACCUCCGCCAGCGCCAGGAUGCCUCUGCUAGGAUGGAGAACCCGCUCGGUGGCUUCAGCCGCGAGCAGGUGACGCGCCUGGCAGAGGAUUUCUGCGCCAAGCAUGGUUUCACUGACGACGAGGAUCUGCGUGUGUUCAAGUUGGGAGCUGCCAUUGCUGGCAAUGACUUCCAGUGGGACACGAUAGACGGCCUGAGGGAUGAUGAGAAGGUGGCCCUCCGGACCGAGGUUGAUCACAAGUGGAGGGCGAACCCGAUGAAAUUAUAUGGUGUUAUUGUUGUUUGUGCACUUUGCGCGGCCGUACAAGGUAUGGACGAGACAGUCGUAAACGGAGCCCAGUCCUUCUAUAAGCGCCAAUUUGGGAUUGGGAACCCGGACUCGAUGCAUAACUGGUGGCACAUGUUCAUUGCCAGAUUCUUCCUCGGUUUCGGCAUCGGCCCCAAGUCAGCCACAACCCCCAUCUUUGCCGCCGAGUGCUCACCGCCUAAGCUGCGUGGUGCCUUGACGAUGCAGUGGCAGAUGUGGACUGCUUUCGGAAUCAUGAUAGGAUAUGUUGCUGAUCUUGCCUUCUAUUUUGUCCCCGACCAUGGGAUAGAACUUGGUUUGAACUGGAGGCUCAUGAUGGCCUCAGCAAUGAUCCCUGCUGUUGUCGUCUGCUGUCUCAUCCCAAUGUUCCCGGAGUCUCCCCGGUGGUACCUGACCAAGGACCGCCACGCGGACGCCUACAAGGCCAUAUGCCAGUUACGACUGAGCAAGAUCCAGGCCGCCCGAGACCUGUUUUAUAUGGACUUUGGCCUGCAAGCGGAGAGGGAGGCGAUGUCCAUCGGCAAGCAAAACCGGAUCAAGGAAUUCAUCACGAUACGGCGUAAUCGCAACGCCAUGAUCGGAUCCGAGAUCGUCAUGUUCAUGCAACAAUUCUGCGGAGUCAACGUCAUUGCAUACUACUCUUCGGAGGUCUUUCUUCAGGCGAAACUCCCAGAAACCAGUGCCCUUGCAGCCUCGCUUGGGUUCGGCAUCAUCAACUGGCUGUUCGCAAUCCCAGCUGUCUAUACCAUUGACACAUUUGGGCGGCGCAACCUGCUCUUGACGACAUUCCCGCUGAUGUCUAUCUGCUUGUUCUUUGUGGGUUUUAGCUUCUAUAUCCCGGAAGAAUCGACUGCUCGGAUUGCUGUAAGUGUCGGCCUAAUUAUUCUGCACUUUUCCACCGCUAGUCCCAGCAUCUCCAGGUGCCUGAGCUCCGUCAGGAACUGGGGACUCUCUUUCGUCAUGGUUGCUCAUCUUGAACAUGGGCAUAGCUUAUCUGUUAUGCUGCAGUGCAUUGCAUUGGGCAUAUACCUCUUCGGAAUGGUAUAUUCUCCCGGUGAAGGCCCAGUUCCGUUCACGUACUCGGCCGAGGCGUACCCUCUUUAUAUCCGUCCCAUCGGAAUGUCGCUUGCCACGGCCACGACCUGGUUCUUCAACUUUAUUCUUAGUGUUACAUGGCCGUCGCUACUGCAGGCUUUCAAGCCGCAAGGAGCCUUUGGCUGGUAUGCUGGGUGGAAUAUAAUUGGGUUCUUCUUGGUCUUAUUCUUCCUGCCUGAGACCAAGGAGAAGACCCUUGAAGAGCUGGAUGCCGUCUUCAACGUGCCUUUGCGAGUACAUGCCAAAUAUGGACUUGACCAAUUCAAAUACUUCAUCCACCGUUACAUUUUCUGGCGUCAUGUCGACCCACCGGCCGUUCCUCGCCAGGAGAUUGUGAAGCACUCGGACAAGUCAGUUGCACCGAAGGCUGAACAUGACCCGAUCAAGCGUGUAUAAGAGGGUAAAGGUCCGAUAUCACGGAUAACGUUGGAGCUACUGUUUGAGUGGAGCCUUGGUUGCGGCUCGGUUCAGUUGGUAACCUGAUCAAGGGAUACCCUGGGAAAUCAUCCUCGGCUCUAGGAGCCCGCGGAACCGAGCGAGCCUCCAACCGCAGAGCGAAGCUGGAGAUCA
Molecule: messenger RNA, 2100 nt
Organism: Diaporthe batatas
Lineage: Eukaryota; Fungi; Ascomycota; Sordariomycetes; Diaporthales; Diaporthaceae
Exons: 8
Coding region: 1-1926 (641 amino acids)
Biological process (GO): transmembrane transport
Cellular component (GO): membrane
Molecular function (GO): myo-inositol:proton symporter activity
Source: RefSeq, a predicted model, not a curated record